Messenger RNA from Sordaria macrospora k-hell, 864 nucleotides. Lineage: Eukaryota; Fungi; Ascomycota; Sordariomycetes; Sordariales; Sordariaceae. The record is from RefSeq and is a predicted model, not a curated record.
AUGAUUGACAUGGCCCUCGACCACGGCUCCCUCGAGCACAUCCUCCCCGUUUCGUGGAAAUCCCAAAUAACGGCCUGGCUCGCUGAGGACACCCCUUCAUUCGACGUCGGCGGUUUUGUUGUCGGCGACGCGCCUCGCACCGCCACUCUCUGGGGCAAGUCACAGGGCAUCCUGGCCGGCGUGCCCUUUUUCGACGAAACCCACGGCGGAAAGAAGGCUUUGGCGACGGUGAGCGGACCCGCGCGCGGCCUGCUAGAGGGCGAGCGUGUGGCCCUCAACAUCCUGGCCCGCUGCUCCGGCGUGGCCACACAGAGCCGGCACCUGCUGGUGAACCUGCGCAGUGCCGGAUACAAGGGCAUCGUGGCGGGUACUAGGAAGACCACGCCCGGAUUCCGCCUUGUCGAGAAGUACGGCAUGCUCGUCGGAGGAGCCGACACCCACCGCAUGGAUCUCAGCACGAUGACCAUGCUCAAGGACAACCAUGUGUGGAGCCGCGGCAGCAUUACCGAGGCUGUCAAGGCGGCCAAGGCGGCCGGUGGCUUCAGCCUUAAGAUCGAGGUUGAGGUGCAGAGUGAGGAGGAGGCCGACGAGGCGAUUGCUGCUGGUGCCGACAUCAUCAUGCUGGACAACUUCACUGGUGAGGGUGUCAAGGUGGCGGCUCGCAGCCUGAAGGAGAGGUGGGCCGGCAAGAAGCAGUUCUUGCUUGAGGUUUCCGGUGGUUUGACUGCCGACAACGCUGAGUCCUACAUUUGCCACGAUAUCGACAUCCUUUCGACAAGCUCCAUCCACCAAGGUGUGCCGCACGUUGACUUCUCGCUCAAGAUCAACGUUGACAAGGGCAGCGGCCCCGAGGUUUCGAGCUGA